Messenger RNA from Camelina sativa (false flax), 402 nucleotides. The record is from RefSeq and is a predicted model, not a curated record. Lineage: Eukaryota; Viridiplantae; Streptophyta; Magnoliopsida; Brassicales; Brassicaceae.
AUGGGAAGAACUACAUCUGUUCUCGUCCGUGGCUCCAACCAGCUUGUUCUGGAUGAAGCUGAAAGAAGUUUACAUGAUGCGUUGUGUUUGGUUAGGUGUCUGGUGAGCAAGAGGUUCUUGAUUGCAGGAGGUGGUGCACCAGAGAUUGAGCUCUCAAGGCAGCUUGGUGCUUGGACUAAGGUGCUUCAUGGUAUGGAAGGUUACUAUGUGAAGUCUUUCGCUGAAGCUCUUGAGGUCAUUUCUUACACUCUGGCCGAGAAUGCAGGGUUAAACCCUAUCGCUAUUGUGACUGAACUCAGGAACAAGCAUGCUCAAGGAGAAAUCAACGCCGCACAAAUCAACUUGUCAAUUUCGUCUGCAGUAGGGAACUUGCAUUUCGGAUCCAUCCAGAUGAUAGUAUGA